AUGUCGUACUACGAAUAUUCAAACAAUUCUCAACCUCCUACGCCGCGCGAAAACUACCAGUGGGAACAGCAAACACAACCGGCAGAAUCUCAGCCUCAUUCUGAGCCCCAACACUCUCAGCCAUCGCUUGACCAGCAACAACUCGUCACCCCGACUCGGCUUCAGCCAACUUUACCGCACAUUGAAGAGCCUCAGCAGCUAGUUCCGACCCAACGUCCACAACGGGGUCAGUUUGAUAUGGCGCCGGUUCGCCUUCACCCGCCGGUGGCGGGACGGUCACCACCAAUUGAGAUUAAGCCUGUCUUGCUGCAGGUGGACACGUCCGUGCGACAAACUUCCCGAGCCAAUACGCGACCACCCCAUCAGCAUAAUUUUCACCCAUAUCAGCGUCCGUCCAGCGCUGCUGCUCGUCGAGAGAUGGAAGCACAUCAACAUAUCAGGUUUGCGAGCCAAGCUUCGACACCACAAGCCCACCCAGGCUCGGCAGCUCAAUCACCUGCUCCGGGGAGACAGACUUUCACCACGUCGCCCCUCAGCGAGUUUACCCCGCUAGCUCAACAAGGCUCAUCGUCGUCAUUCGUCCCCAACUCUCCUCAUGGGGCUCUGCAGGACCAGGAGAGUGUUAUGCACUCUUUUGUCGCCAACCCUACUCCGGCCACAGCAACAGAGGCUCCGAAGCGGUAUCUAAUUCGAGCGGACACCAAUUACGAUCCGCUCACUCGCAUUCUAACCGCCACGCUUGAAGUCCCUGGGGUCAGAAAGGACGACCUUACGAUUAAGCUUGCGACAACCCCAUUCAAUCGGUUGAGACAACUUGUUGUUCUUGGACACUCCUACCCGCCCUUUGCCCCAACCACAUCUCCCAGCGCUCUUCGGGAACGCAAAUAUGGCAUGUUUAGUCGACACUUGCCGGUCGCAAGCGACACACGACCUACCGACAUCGAUGCGACGAUGGAGGAUGGUAUCUUAGUACUGAAAAUACAAUGUGGCUUUCCAGCACCAAGUGCGGAUCAGCAUGAGAUACCAAUCCGAUGA
Messenger RNA from Mycena indigotica, 1035 nucleotides. RefSeq lists its product as uncharacterized. Bases 1 to 1035 code for a protein of 344 amino acids. Lineage: Eukaryota; Fungi; Basidiomycota; Agaricomycetes; Agaricales; Mycenaceae. The record is from RefSeq and is a predicted model, not a curated record. The transcript is spliced from 3 exons.